AUGCGCCGGCAGAGCGCUGCAUGGCUGGUUAUGUUGAUUUUACUGAGAUGUUUGUCGGUCGACGGUCAAUCGUCGUCUUCAGCCCCGACUGCGGCCGUGCAGCGUGCUAACGAACGUUAUGGUGAACGGGGACUGCGUUUUGUGAUUCGCCCCGUGGAGGGCAUGUACAGUCAGACCUGCCUGCAAGCGGGCGUCGAAGGGAUUUCUACAUUUACCGAAUAUUACUACCGGCACAACCUGGACCAGGACACGCCGAAUACCUGCGACAUCUAUUUCACCAAUACGUGUAUGGACUAUUUGCAGCUGCUCUGCUUAUCCAGCGAGUGGAAUGCCUUCUUCUUUAACAAUGGAUUCACUACACUGUUAUCCGCACCGCCCCUGUUGACACCGGCCUACGCGCUGAUCCUGGCCGGCAGCGAAGUGAGCGUGGCGCGCACUUUAUGGGGCAUCCUCAACUAUUUUUCCUGGUCGCACGUCACCUUACUACUGGAUACGAGCGCCGCCACUAUCUUCUACUCCGACAUCUUCAACGCUGCCAAAGCGCUGCCCUUAAUCGAUGGACGCGCCAAUAGUAACGCUACCGUUUCGACUUUUCCUUUCCAGUCCACCGACAAUGCUUCUAUGGUGGCCGGUCUGCUACGCGCCCAAGAAAACAGCCGCGUCUUCCUUCUGUUCUCCACCGCCUCUGUCGCCUACACCAUGAUGGAUCUGGCAAGCCAACUGGGGAUGACCAACGGAGAAUACGUGUUCUUCAAUGUUCAGCCUGCUCAAACGAGCUUCUAUGGCAAAGCUUCCUUGUUUAACAAUCCUACGCCGCUGAUGUUGAACUUGACGUGGAAUUUGAUUUUUAUAACCUUCCACGAAUCCGACGGCACCGACUACGAGCGGACGCUAAACGGCGAACUGCGCCAGCUGGCCCACGAUCUCUACAAUGUCACCUAUGAGCCAGGAUUCCAGCCGCUGAGCGGUUUUCCGGCACGGAUGGCUUACACAUCUAUCGAGCUAAUCAGCCGCGUCCUGGCCGAUAAUUUGGACGAAUACCGUGCCCGAAAGACGAAUGCGCAGCGUGCUGCUUUCUGCGCCGGCGACCACUUGGCUACUCUGUUCUUCAACCAGACCUUUGCCCUGCCGCACACUAACGUUACCGUUGACGCCAGCGGCCUCUCCAGCAUGGACGUCGACAUAUGGAUGUUCGAUUCACAGACGAAGAACAUGAGUGUGUUUGCCGUGUACCGUUCCGUGGACAACCUCUUUAAGCCAAGGAACAAUUCGAUGCGAGAUUGGCCGACCGGUAGUCCGCCGCUGGAUGUUCCGUUGUGUGGAUUCUCCGGAUUGGAAGGGCCAUGUCGGAACCGCACAUUGAACGGAUCCGUACUGAAUGUAGCGCUGCCAGUGGCCGUGGUUUUUGCGGUGGGGAUCUUGGUGGCCACCUGGGCAACAAUCCGAAAGCGAACACGAAGCGAGGCCACUUUAAGUUACUGGUGGCUAAUUAACGAAAAGGAGCUGGAUGGCGUUGUGGUUAUGGGCGGAACAGAGGUCAAAAAUCCAGUGAUAUGGCGGAACACAACGGUGUGGCUAACCACGACCAAGAUUCAAGGCCGGCCCAAUCUGCCACUUUUAAGACAGCUUGUGUCCAAGACUGCGCAUCCCAAUGUCAAUGCGCUGCUCGGCGUGGUUAUGUUGCCGCACAAAGCGUGUAUUCUUUCAAGCUACUGCAAGCGCGGUUCGUUGCCGACGUUGCUGGAAGCAAUGAAGCUUGACGCGGACUUUCAACUGUCGAUGGCCCGCGAUCUGGCAAAAGGCCUGGUAUACCUGCACAACAGCAUCGGGCGAGCACACGGCUGCCUGUGCUCCGAAUGCUGCCUCAUAGACGACCAUUUCACGCUGCGCAUCGGUCGGUUUGGUUUCGCCGCCAUCAGCAACGCCCUGUCGCCGGUCGGUAACGCGGACCCCCGUACCUCCAACAAUUUAAAGUUUUCUGCGCCGGAUGACAUCUACGCUUCCGGGCAAAUCUUUUUGCUAAUCGUGUACCAGUCGACCAACAGGCCACCCUCCCAGCUGGUAAUCAAGGCGGUGGAGACGGACGCUGCCGAAAGCGAAGCAGCGGCUAACGAUGUGCAACGGGGCUGA
Molecule: messenger RNA, 2130 nt
Organism: Paramacrobiotus metropolitanus
Lineage: Eukaryota; Metazoa; Tardigrada; Eutardigrada; Parachela; Macrobiotidae
Product: atrial natriuretic peptide receptor 1-like
Exons: 14
Coding region: 1-2130 (709 amino acids)
Biological process (GO): receptor guanylyl cyclase signaling pathway; cGMP biosynthetic process; protein phosphorylation
Molecular function (GO): protein kinase activity; ATP binding; peptide receptor activity
Source: RefSeq, a predicted model, not a curated record